AUGGGCGUCCACCCACGCGGAUCCAACACCUCGCGUGACGGAUCCCCCUUGCACGCCUCCAGCUCGGCCAACACCCCCUCGGGCCAACCCAAAGCGAAGAAAGCGCGUCGAUCAAAAGUCGCCGAAGCAUGCAAGUUCUGUCGUCGUUCGCACAUGUCGUGCGAUGCCGCUCGGCCUUGUUCGCGUUGCGUCAAGAGGGAUAUCGCUCAUCUGUGCAUUGAUGAGGGGUUACAACUGCAAGCUCAGGCUCAGGCUCAGGCUCAGGCUCAGGCUCAGGCUCAGGCUCAGGCUCAGGCUCAGGCUCAGGCUCAGGCUCAGGCUCAGGCUCAGGCUCAGGCUCAGGCUCAGGCGCAGGCUCAGGCGCAGGCGCAGGCGCAGGCACAAGCACAACAAUCGAGUCAAGCGGGUAGUAGCUCAUUACCACUACCGCAGCAUAGCCACCCCCGCUUCCACGACAAUUCAAGUCCCCUUCGAGCGACGAGUGGUUCCCCCGCACCGGCACCAACGCCCUCCCUCGCCAACUUGGGGCCUCUGCCUUCCUUGCCCAACCCGAGUCCAUCACCGCAGUUCACAAGAGUGAUCCCACCCAAUCCCUAUCCGACGAGUUCGAUGGCGCCGACUUCGCCGCUCGUCAAUUUCGGUCCGCAAUCGACCCUGUCGGGCUUUCCGCCCUUGCUCAACAACAAUUUUAACCUCGCUAUGGUCAGUUGUAGUUACGAAAUGUCCACGAAAGCUGUAGUAGAAGCUAACCAGACUUUGGAUGUCUGUUCAGCUCGACCUGGCAAGCGAUCGAGAAGGGAUGGGCGCUGGCUUGGGUCUCGACAUGUCGGCGGAGAACGGAGAUUUCCAAGGACUUGGUCUGAGGUGAGCAAGAGGAAUCAAGUAAAGAUGCUCUAUAUUCGUUUACUGACCUUCAAGACCCCUUUUAACAACCCAAAGUGAAUUCCUGCAAUCCCUCAACGACUCCCCCUUCGCCCUCUCCGAACCGCUCGCCCCGACUCCCAACUCGGCGCAGCAGCAAGCGCAGCAACAAUCGCAACAGAUGUCUCAACCGAUACCCCAACUCGAUCUGGAUGGUCUUCCGACGAACACCAAGACGGCUUUGGAAGGCGAACCGAACGCCGCGGGAACGGAACCUCCAUCCAAUAACCGAAGUGCAGGUCCGAGCGUACCCGGUAGUCCUAUCAAUAAGUGGGUCAUUUCUGCGCAGGAAGGCAGCGUUUCAGAUCGCUGAUCAUGUACACUUCCGUGGUGUGAUGCCGCACAGGACCGAACGCUUCCUCCUUACCGCGGCUGAUCAGAAAGACGGCUCGCGGUCGGAUCGGUUGGCGCGAGUUAUACACGCCAAGUUCGAGGCGGGCUUGUUGAGACCUUAUAACCAUGUUGCGGGGUAUACGAGGUUGAUGAGGUGGAUGGCGGAUAAGUGAGUCUGAAUCUGAUGUGUCAGGAAGAGUGGGCUACGUCGUGCUCAUACGCUUUUGUUUUCUCGAUCAGCAUGUCGCAGAGCUCGCGACAGAGGACGUUGCAGACCCUUUCAGAAUUCCGACCGGCGUUCAGGGUGAGACAUCCACUCCCUACGAAGCCCUUUUACUUGUUCAAAGUAAUGACCUUCUCAUUUUGCAUCACAGGCCAUCGCCUCGGGCCUAACGGACCUUGACCUCGUUUUCAUCGAAGAGGCCUUCGAGCGCCUUCUCCUAGACUACGACCGCGUCUUCUCCUCGAUGGGCAUCCCCUCCUGUCUCUGGCGACGAACGGGCGAAAUUUAUAAAGGCAAUAAGGAAUUCGCAGCUUUGGUCGGGGUCCCGAUUGAGCAUCUACAAGGGGGCAAGCUGGCGAUUUAUGAAUUGAUGGCUGAAGAGAGCGCGGUGAAUUAUUGGGAGAAGUAUGGGAAUGUGAGUUGGGCGUUCAGGGGUGGUGAAAUAAGGCUUGGUGGAGUGGGCUUGACUGACGUUUUCCUUUGUGGAUCGCUCCAGAUCGCUUUCGACGCUGGUCAAAAAGCCGUCUUGACCAGUUGCGUCUUGGUCAACCAAUCGAUUCUCAAAAGGAAGAAGAAGAAAGCCGGCGUCGAUAAAGCCAAGUUGAGAAAGGACGCCAUGAUUUCGGUGAGUACCACCCCUUACUGCGUCAAAAAAUCAAAUGGGAGGUAUCUUGUCUUGAGAGGCUGAUGCUUCGAUUUCGAGAUGCCCACAGUGUUGUUUCUCGUUUACGAUACGCAGGGAUAGUUAUGCGAUCCCUUCGGCUAUUGUGGGGAAUUUCCUGUUGCAGUGA
Messenger RNA from Microbotryum saponariae, 2268 nucleotides. The record is from the annotation of a GenBank genome assembly. Lineage: Eukaryota; Fungi; Basidiomycota; Microbotryomycetes; Microbotryales; Microbotryaceae.